CAAUAUGGCCGUUCCCGCAUUACGCUGCCCGGUAGCUGCGCCCCGGCGCGAUGACGUCACGGCCAGUGCUCCACGCCCCUUGCGGUGACUCCAUUUUGUGCUAGUGGACGAAGCUGCUGCUUCUAGUUCCGGGUUGUCGGAGCCCGGGGAGAGCGGAAAGUGGAGGGAGCUGCGGAGAGAGGGCCAUGAUCCAGAUCUCGUGGCUGUGUAUUUAAGGAUUUCAGUGGUUCCCACCCCUUGGAAGGGGCUGGUUCUGGGAGCUUGGACAGAGUAGCUUUUAUCAGCAGGAAAAAUGCCCAUUCCUCCUCCUCCGGGGCCUCCCCCUCCCCCAACUUUUUCACAGGCUAAUAUCGAGCCUCCGAAACUGAACCGCGAUGAGCAACGGGGACGAGGGGCUCUUCUAAAUGACAUCUGCAAAGGAGCAAAUCUGAAGAAAACAUCUGGGGUCCAAGAUAGAAGUGCCCCUGUGUUAGACAAACCUAAAGGUGCAGGGGUGGGUUCUGGUCUUGGACCCGCGCUUGGAGGAGCAAUGCAGCCCAGAGGACCCAUCUUCCAAGGGGGAGUGCCUAGACUUCGGCCAGUGGGAACCAAGGAACCUGGUAAGAAGGGUCCAUCGGGUCGAUCUCCUCUUCAAGGCUCCUCUGCACGAGCUGCUGCUCCUCGCCCUCCAGUUGCAGGAGGUAGACCGCAGGAUGACUCUGACAGUGGCAGCAAUCGAUCCUCGCCACCAGACGUUGGCCGAGCACACAGACCGUCCCUGCCUGAUCUCACGCGACCCCCUAGCACGACCAGUCCUGGCAUGAAGCACAGUUCUUCUGCUCCUCCUCCACCACCUCCUCCUGGACGACGACAAACAGGACCUGCUCCUCCUCCUCCACAGGACACCAAACCAUACAAUAGGGACAAGCCCUUGCCGCCAACCCCAGGACAUCGUGCCCCUGCUGCUCCUCCAGUAAAGCCUCCACCUUCUCCUGUCAAUAUGCGGGCCCCUUCUUCUCAGGGACAGCCUCCUCCACCACCACCUUACAGGCAACCACUUACUUCUGUCAAUGGACCUCCCAGUCCAAUAAAUGACCAGGCACCAGAACUACCACAGAGGCACAACUCACUUCAUCGGAAACAGCCUGCUCCAGGAAGAAAUUUGGCUCCCCCUCCUCCUCCUUCAGCCAACCUUUCUCCAGGUGGUAAUAGACCACCACCUCCAAAUAGAGAUCCCCCAGGGAGAGGACCAGCUCCUCCUCCGCCACCACCUAUAGUUCGAAAUGGUGGUCGCGAUCCGCCCCCUCCUCCUCCUCCCUACAGAAUGCAUGGGGCAAGUGAAGCCACUCCGAACCGGGUCAAGCCACCCCCACCUCCAUCUCGAACUCCUUCUGGACCUCCUCCACCUCCUCCUCCUGUCAGAAAUGGACACCGGGACUCAAUUCUUGUUGGCAGGUCUUUUGCUGAUGACUUUGAGUCAAAAUACACCUUCCAUUCAGUUGAUGACUUUCCUGCUCCAGAGGACUAUAGACCUUUCCAGAAAAUCUACCCCAGCAAAUCGAUCAGAACAAUCCGUGGUGCUCCUCCCCUGCCUCCCAUCCCGAGGUGAGACCAUGUCGUCAGUCUGCUGCCUGGACGGUUUAUCCCAGCCCCCCCUCCUCACCUGCCUCCUCACACCUUGCAGAAAGGGGCCGCUCUCGCAUGAAAACAUUUGUGAACAAAACGAAAUUGGGUCUCUCCCCCCCGCUGCCUGUCUAUGCAUUCCACAUCCUUGCCUCGGGCACAGCCUUCUUCGCUUCUUGCACGGGGAGGGGGUUAAUGUAUGGUCUCAUCUCCUGGGUGCAAACCAGGGAACUGCAUCCAGCACUGCUUUCCGUCUUAUCCACAUCAAAAUUAACGGAUCCUCCCUUUCGCAAAUGCCACGUCAAACUGAAUUUUAUAUGUCCAUAGGAAGAGGGCUCCAAAAUGUAGAAGGAACAAUGAAUAUAUACUGAGGAAUACACUACAGAGAGGACACACGGCCAGGACAGAUCUACAUCCUCUGUUUCUGGUCUUUGCCUCCCACAAAGCACUUUCUGACUGUUACCCAAAUACGAUGGGCAGAUCCAUUAGCAGGCUCCUUGGGGGAACUGCGGAGCCUGACUCAAGUCGGUGGAACUUAGACUCGGGAUGUGGGCUUAAAAUGGUUGCCACUGGGCAGCUGGGAGACUGUAUUGUCCAUAUCGCAGCAUAUGGCAACAAUAAACAUUCAUGCAGGGUGGCUGGAGAAGACGCAAGAAAAUAGGA
Molecule: messenger RNA, 2265 nt
Organism: Nanorana parkeri
Lineage: Eukaryota; Metazoa; Chordata; Amphibia; Anura; Dicroglossidae
Gene: WIPF2
Product: WAS/WASL interacting protein family member 2
Exons: 9
Coding region: 293-1588 (431 amino acids)
Molecular function (GO): actin binding
Source: RefSeq, a predicted model, not a curated record